AAAAAGAAAGGUCUAAUAAUUGUGCAACUCAUCUGCCCAAGUAAAUGAUGGACCCAAAAAUGAGAGCAAACCCCAUGACGGACUUAGACCAGAUGCCUGAAACCCCAACUCGCCGGACCCACCACCGCCGAGCCCAGUCGGAGACCUUCUUCCGUUUCGACGACGACGACCUCCUCUUAGACGACGUCGUUGCGGACUUCGACCUCUCUACUCUCGACCUACCAUCCCCAGAUGUCAAACAACAGCAGCCGCCCAGUGGGAGUGGGCCCCCCACUUCUCAUUUGAGGAGCUUGUCUGUAGAUGCUGAGUUUUUUGAUGGCCUUUCACUUGCUGAUGAUGAUAAGGGCUCGGGUCACGGGUCGGGUCACGGGUCGGGUGCGACUCGGGGGACUCACAGGCACAGCAAUUCAAUGGAUGGGUCUUCUUCGAGUUUCGAUUCGAUGAUGGUUUUUGAUAACAACAGUAUUAAGAAGGCUUUGGCGCCGGAUAAAUUGGCUGAGCUUUCUUUGAUUGAUCCCAAAAGGGCUAAAAGGAUUCUUGCUAAUAGGCAAUCUGCAGCGCGAUCAAAGGAGCGAAAAACUCGCUAUACAAGUGAGCUGGAGAGGAAGGUACACACUCUUCGAAAUGAAGCAACCACCCUCUCUGCACAGGUUACGUUGUUGCAGCGAGAUACAACUGGGCUGACCAUCGAGAACAAGGAACUCAAGCUGAGGCUACAAGCUUUGGAACAACAAGCACAUCUUAGAGAUGCCCUAAACGAAAGACUGAGGGAGGAAGUGCAGCGGCUUAAAAUGGAAACAGGACAAGGGCCGGCUGUCAACGGGAACAACUUCAACAGAGGUUUACCGCCCCAGUUUGCUUCUCAGACUCAGUUCUCUUCUCGCCCGCAGUCGUACCACUUCGGCAAUCACCAGGCACAGCAAUUCCAACAGCAGCAGCUUCACAUGCCUCACUCAGCAAGUCACAAUACCCAAACUCGAAGUGGACAACCACAACCUAGCUUUGCGGACUUCAAUUAGAGGGCAUUGACUGGUCAAAUCUAGUAACUGGGAAGGUGUAACUGAUUAAAGGUAGCAUCUUGUACAUUAUAUACAUGUGUAUACAUGUUGCAGCUGAAAAUUGUGAAGAGUUUCUAGUGGUGAUUAUAUGCACCGUUUCUGCUUUAAGCUGCACCGUUUCUGCUUUAAGCUUUCCCUGUUUUAGACUUAGGUUUCGAAAUCAUUAUAUCUUAGAUUUUUACAACUAUUGUAGUGGAUAUAUGUGUUGUAAUAUUCUAUAUUUUAAACGAUUUAGACUUCUCUCA
This is a messenger RNA of Daucus carota subsp. sativus, 1303 nucleotides long. RefSeq names its product transcription factor VIP1. NCBI's taxonomy places the organism in Eukaryota, Viridiplantae, Streptophyta, Magnoliopsida, Apiales, Apiaceae. The transcript has 4 exons. The coding region runs from base 45 to 1019 and encodes 324 amino acids. Gene Ontology annotation, biological process: regulation of DNA-templated transcription. Gene Ontology annotation, cellular component: nucleus. The record is from RefSeq and is a predicted model, not a curated record. Gene Ontology annotation, molecular function: DNA-binding transcription factor activity.